AUGGAAGGGUCGAUACCGAACCGUCCCGCGGAAAACGGCACGGCCGCGGACAGAAUCGAGCGACCGUGCAAGGAAUGCGCAUCACUCAAUCUCAGCAUCGAGAAGUUUGUAAUUGAAGACGACAAAGCAGCUGAGAUUCGCCCGUCGCUCGAUUCCCUGCGGUUGGCCAAUGAGCGAUUCCGUCUGGGGACUCUUGAUAAGAUCAGCGAGAGAGCAGCAACAUGUCCGCUAUGUCACCUCGUCGUAAACUCCAUCGGAAAGGACGUCUUGAAAGACGUCGACGCUACCAGGGCAGUCUGCCAUCUUACGUGGGAGAUGGACGGACGCUUGUCCGUUGACCCCAGACGUGCACUAGGAGAAAAGCGGACCCGUCGCCUGAGAGUCACCUGGAGCGAUACGUUGCUCAAGGCCUUCGAAUCUUACUUGGUGUUAGCAGCACCCAUCAAAUACGCGAACUCCGAUCUCGACUACCCCAAGCAGUUGAAUCGCGAGACGCAGUUUCUUGGCCGCCGCUUCGGCGCGACGGAGAACAAAAAGAAUCUCAUUCGCGAGUUUUUGAGGCUGUGUGAAACGAACCAUGAUCGUCGAUGUACCCAGAAGAUUGGCAUCGAGAACCCGUUUCUCGAAACGCUCAUGGAGCCAUACUUCGGCGUUAUCGACAUCGAGAAUGACCGCCUCGUUCCUUUGCCGUUCGACGAGACGAAAGAGCGUCUUCAGUUCGAGCCGUAUGCGGCUGUCAGCUAUGUUUGGGGAGAUACCGGUAGGAUGGACUACCGAACGAAGAUUGAGAACAUCCAGAGUCGAAGGAAAUCUGGUGGCCUCGCUGCCACCAUCCGGAAGCUACCAAAAGCACUUGUACAGAGUAUUCGGCUGGUACAUGAUCUGGGUAUCAGAUACGUUUGGAUCGACGCACUCUGUAUUGUGCAGAACAGCAGCCACUCGUGGAAUCUCAAUUCGCGAGCUAUGCAUCUCAUAUACGGCAAUGCGACACUGACGAUCUGCGCUGCGGACGGUGAUUCGCAAAGUGGUCUCCUGGCUCUUGACGAAGACCAGCGGCCUCAACAGCAAAUCGGAGUUUAUGCAGAAGGUGUGCACCUGAUCCUGCAUCAACCGCCUGAGAUCAGCAUCCAGACAUCGAAAUGGAACAAACGUGCUUGGACAUUCCAGGAAAGGCUGCUCUCCAAGCGGUGCUUGAUCUUCACCAGAGGCCAGAUCUAUUUUCAGUGUCGCUCUACUGGCAUGUCCGAAGACAUAUUUGCAGACGGAAGAGGUAGAGGCUGGUCGCUGGAUUUAGUGCAAGCUCCUCUUCAGAUGCUCACGGAGCUUAAGCGUCGCAGCAUGUGGUUUUAUGCCCACUGCGUGUACCUCUACACAUUGCGCGAGCUCUACGAACCGCUGGAUAUCCUGGCUGCAUUCAGUGGAAUGUGCAAGCUAAUGGAGGGCACAAUGCAAGCGCCUUUUGCUUUUGGGCUUCCGACAUCGCACUUUGACCUCGCCCUCUUGUGGGAGCCCGUCGACCUUUUGGCCCUGCUGGACUACAAUCGGGUAAAAGAAGAGCCAAAGUACAAAGACAUCAAGUUCCCAAGUUGGUCUUGGUGUGGAUGGAAGAGCGAUGGAAUCCAGUACAAACCCCAGAUGGUUGACGGUUGUCUCUCCGAUGUCCAUGCUUGGCUGUUGGAUCACACAUGGAUUGACUGGCACAUUAGAGACGGUCAUGGGACUUUGCGUCGCCUAUGGGACAGGGAGAACGCCGUCGCGGAUCGAAGCAUUGAUGAGAAAUGGACGGGGUAUAACGCAUCAGUAAGGCCAGCUGAUGAGUCGACUAUUCCUGACCCCAGUAUGAACGACGAUAAGAGCGAUACAGGGUCUGCUCCAAGCGUGACUGAUCUUCAUGACAACAACAGCAAUCUUCGGCGAACUCGUUCAGAAGGCAUUGAGAAUCGUCUGAGGGGGAACAGCUUUGGUAGCAGGAGCCUGAAGCGCAUAAACAGCCAACGUACCUUAGAUCGAGAGGCCAACCGUGGAGCUUACGACAGUUACGGGCGGCCGUUGAAAGGUGGUCCACUGGACGCAAUACAGUACAGAAAGCAGCUGGAGUUCAAUCUCACCUUACCCGAGGAUCCCUACCACGUAAGGAUAACAGCAGCCAGUCAACCUAUUGGUGGACUGAAAGAGUUUCCCGAUCAGCCAUUCCUACAAUUCUAUACCUGGCGAGCCUUUUUUCACGUGGUUCGCUCGAAUGAGACCGGCUUUGAAGGAGACGAUGUUGGAGCGACUAGGGCUCGCUGCCACAUCACAGACCGGCGCGGCGAUAAAUGCGGGUCCGUCAUUGUCAACAAAGAGUGGCUGGAAAAAUACGAAGCCACUGGCCAGACUACGUUUGAGUUCAUUGCCAUUUCCGAUGCCAAGUCAUUCAGUCAACAGGAGUUUCCGGUGUGGACGUAUUAUUUGCCGAAGGAGAGGGUUGAUUCCGAAUGGGAUCUGUACUUUGUGCUCUUAGUAGAACCAUUCCCCGAUGAAGGUAUUCAUCGUCGUGUAGCUCUUGGCAAAGUCUUCAAAGCGGCGUUCACGCUCGCAGAUGACGAGUGGAAGGAAAUCAUCUUGGGAUAG
Alternaria ventricosa is the source of this 2610-nucleotide messenger RNA. RefSeq lists its product as uncharacterized. Lineage: Eukaryota; Fungi; Ascomycota; Dothideomycetes; Pleosporales; Pleosporaceae. The coding region runs from base 1 to 2610 and encodes 869 amino acids. The transcript has a single exon. The record is from RefSeq and is a predicted model, not a curated record.